AUGGUAUUGUUUCAACUUAAUAAUCAAAUACUUCAGAGGAUUAAUGACUGCAAAACAUGCGAAAAGGUUACUCUAACAAUCAAUAACGUCGAAUUCAUCAUUAACAAAUACUUCGCAGUUGCAAUUUCAAAAAUGUUUUAUGCAAACUAUCUUUUAGACAAUAAUAAUGUCAGCAUUGAUAUUACUACAGAAAUAGGAACGCAAGAUACAUACAAUAUCUUGAAAGACAUCCUUCAAUAUCGGAAAAGAGAAGUUGAAUGCGACGAAAGUGUUUGUAAAGAUCUCUUUCAUAUUGGAGUGAAACUUGAUAUUAAUGAUCUGAUUGAAUUUUACAAAAAUCAUUUCAUCGAUAAUGCAACUAUCGACAUAAAUAAUUGUUUUGAUUUACUUGAAUUCUAUUUCGACAUAUCUUCAGAAGAAAAAACGAAUGAAUGUGCAGAAUUCAUAUCUUCACAUUUCUUUGAAAUCGAUGAGAAUAAAUUCAAGACAAUAUCGAACAAACUUGGAUUUGACAUUGUCCAAAGAAUAAUCAAGAGUGAUAAACUGAAAAUCAAAGAUGAAGAUUCAUUAGCGAAAUUUGUCAUUUGCCUUGCAAGAGAAAGUGAAACAUUUUAUCAACUGAUUGAACAUGUUCGAUUAGAGUUUUGCAGCAAACAAAUAAUUGAUGAAAUUCAAAACUUGAGUAACGAAAAUAACUAUAGUAUCAUCAUCAACACAUUCCAUGAUUCAUUAUUGCGAUCAAGACCUCCAAAACAUAACUAUAUUCGUUACAAUAUUCAAAACGAAUUUUUACAAAAUAUUUCUGAACUAGAGAAAUCAAACGAUUUCUCGAAUAUAUAUAAAUUUUUAGAUAAAAUAUCAAAAGACAAUAAUCGAAUUAUGACAUCAAUUGCAUUCAAUGAACUUGCAGAAACAAAAGAUUCAUACGGAUUUUAUAUUAUUCAUAAAGCCGCUGAAUAUGGAAAUCUCCGCCUUGUUGAACGCCUUGUUGAACAUGGUUUUGAUAUCGAAAUCAAAAAUAAUAAUGGAGAUACUCCACUCAUUUGGGCAUCAUAUUAUGGUCAUCUUGAAGUUGUUCAAUAUCUUAUCUCAGUUGGAGCUGAUAAAGAAGCAAAGAAUAAUAAUGGAGAUACUGCACUCAUUUGGGCAUCAAGAGAUGGUCAUCUUGAAGUUGUUCAAUAUCUUAUCUCAGUUGGAGCAGAUAAAGAAGCAAAGGAUAAUUCUGAAAAUACUCCACUCAUUUGGGCAUCAUGGAAUGGUCAUCUUGAAGUUGUUAAAUACCUUAUCUCAGUUGGAGCAGAUAAAGAAGCAAAGAAUAAAGAUGGAUGGACUCCACUCAUUCAUGCAUCAUAUUAUGGUCAUCUUGAAGUUGUUCAAUAUCUUAUCUCAGUUGGAGCUGAUAAAGAAGCAAAGAAUAAUAAUGGAGAUACUGCACUCAUUUGGGCAUCAAGAGAUGGUCAUCUUGAAAUUGUUCAAUAUCUUAUCUCAGUUGGAGCAGAUAAAGAAGCAAAGGAUAAUUCUGAAAAUACUCCACUCAUUUGGGCAUCAUGGAAUGGUCAUCUUGAAGUUGUUAAAUACCUUAUCUCAGUUGGAGCAGAUAAAGAAGCAAAGAAUAAAGAUGGAUGGACUCCACUCAUUCAUGCAUCAUAUUAUGGUCAUCUUGAAGUUGUUCAAUAUCUUAUCUCAGUUGGAGCUGAUAAAGAAGCAAAGAAUAAUAAUGGAGAUACUGCACUCUCAUAUGCAAGAGAUAAGGUAAGAGAAUAUCUAAAAUCUAUUGGAGCUAAGUAA
This is a messenger RNA of Trichomonas vaginalis G3, 1788 nucleotides long. RefSeq names its product ankyrin repeat protein family. Gene Ontology annotation, molecular function: protein binding. Lineage: Eukaryota; Parabasalia; Trichomonadida; Trichomonadidae. Bases 1 to 1788 code for a protein of 595 amino acids. The transcript has a single exon. The record is from RefSeq and is a predicted model, not a curated record.